Molecule: messenger RNA, 2223 nt
Organism: Tauraco erythrolophus (red-crested turaco)
Lineage: Eukaryota; Metazoa; Chordata; Aves; Musophagiformes; Musophagidae
Source: RefSeq, a predicted model, not a curated record
GGUCUCCCGGGUGAGAGGGGGCUGACGGGCCCUGAGGGGAAGCCGGGCCCGCAGGGCUUUAGGGGGGGCUGGGAGGCCCCUAAAGUACCCUGGACUGGGUACUGCACACUGGGAAUGGGGAGCAUCCCUGGGGUGCAGGGCAACCAGGGAGACCCAGGACCCCCAGGACCUCCGGGCAGUGCUGGCCCACCAGGGACCCAGGGCCCAGCUGGGACCAAGGGUGAUCCAGGGGAACCUGGCUCCGGCAUCCGGGCCAUCGCUGGCCCCCCUGGUGCCAAAGGCGAGAAGCAGGGCUCCAAGGGUGACCGAGGCUUGACUGGCCCCAAGGGUGAGAAGGGGGAGCCAGGAGGAUUCGGGGAGCCAGGAGAUCCUGGGGAAGACGGAGCCAAGGGGUCCUCUGGAGCCAAGGGGGAGAAGGGUGACAUCGGAUUGCCAGGACCACCAGGGCCUCCAGGCUUAGCGGGCAUUGCUGGGACACCAGGACAGCCCGGCCUGAGAGGGGACAAUGGGCAGCCUGGCCCUCCAGGUGCCCCGGGAGAGAGGGGCAUACAAGGGGCCUCUGGCCUGAAGGGUGACAAGGGUGAAGACGGGCGUCCUGGGCCAGAAGGGGAUCGCGGGCCGGCGGGCUUGCCUGGGAACCGGGGGGAGCGUGGGGACAAGGGAGACGCUGGGGCCCCAGGGCCCAAAGGAGACAAGGGCGAUACAGUGGUGGUGGAGGGGCCCGUUGGAGCGCGGGGCAGCAAGGGGGAGCCGGGUGAGCGUGGCCUGAAGGGCAUGGAAGGGGACAAGGGGGACAAGGGGGAGCAAGGCAUGCCCGGAGAGAAGGGGGCGAGGGGUGAGCAAGGCGAGAAGGGUUCCACGGGCUUUCCUGGGGCACGUGGCCCCGGCGGGCAGAAGGGAGAGGUCGGAGCAUUGGGAGAGCCCGGCGAGCCGGGCCAACCUGGCCGCAAUGGGAUCCCUGGAGCCCGAGGAGAGAAGGGGGACACGGGACCCCUGGGCAUGCGUGGCCCCAAGGGUGACCGAGGCAUGAAAGGCGCCUGCGGCCUCGAUGGGAACAAGGGUGAGAAGGGAGAGCCGGGGAUCCCGGGGCGCUCCGGGCUGCCAGGGAGGAAAGGCGAGCCGGGAGAGUUGGGUCUGUCAGGACCACCGGGCAUCCCUGGGAAGGAGGGGCUCAUGGGACCCAAGGGUGAUCGGGGAUUCGACGGGCAGCAGGGAGCCAAAGGAGACCAGGGGGAGAAAGGAGACCGGGGCGCCCCGGGCAUCAUUGGUGGCCCCGGUCCCCGGGGUAGUGAUGGUGCUCCUGGUCCUCCCGGGCCCCCAGGCAGCAUUGGCCCACGAGGUCCCGAGGGCAUGCAGGGCCAGAAGGGGGAGAGAGGUCCCCCUGGACAGUCAGUGCCGGGGGCCCGCGGCGUGCCCGGCAUCCCAGGCGAGAGAGGAGAGCAGGGCAGUCCCGGCAGCCAGGGGCUCCGCGGGGAGAAGGGGGAGCCGGGCAUGAUGGAGGAGGAGAUCCGCGCCUUUGUCAGGCAGGAGAUGAGCCAGCACUGUGGGCUCUUCCCCACCUCGCCGUUCCCCGAGGCUCAUGCGGUCCCUGUGCUCAAGUUGUCACACGCUGAAGAAGAGGAGGGGCAGGACAGGCGGGUCACACUCAACACUGAUGACCUUGAGUACGACAGCAUAUAUGGGGAGGAGGAGGAGGACUACGAUGAGGUCCCAGAGAUGGACAGCUCGGAGCAGCCCGCGAUGGGUGAUGCCCGUGAUGUUGCCGGUGGCAAGGCACUUCUGGCCACACUGCGCUGCAGGACACUGCUCACCUUCCUGGUGGUCCUUGGGGUGCCAGUGAGAGCCUGGAAGGGGCUGAGCCACCAACAGCUCCCCCAAGCCGGGGCUGGAGGCAGGCUGAUGAAGCGGGAAACUACCGUUGCUAACGAGAUGCUUCUGGGUCCCCUCAAAAUGAGGAGAGAUGACGGCUCUGGGGAAGGGUCUCAGCCGGACAAAGUCAGCCUGUUGCUGCUGGAGGGGUCAGCAAGAAAAGCAUCGCCCUGCCUGAUGAGCCCAGCCACCAGGAGACCUGCUCCCGGGAAAAAGGCCAGAAAGGUGUCCCUGUCACUUGAUGUCCCCACCCAAGUACUGAAAAUCCUGCUCGACCUGGCCAGGGAGAAGGAGCUGCAGGCCAAGGCGGCCGCCAACGCCGAGCUGAUGGCCCGCCUGGGGCGCAGGAAAUAA